UAUCUCAUUCCUUAGUUAGUUAUCAUCGAAGUCAGUUCGUUGCUACAAAUUACUACAACACUUACUUUUCAGUUUAUAUUUUUAUUUUCCGCAAAUUGUUAUAUUAGUUUUUUUUUCAUAUAUACAAAUCCAAAACCAUGGCAGAUGUACAGAUAGAUAACGAAAAACCCAUCAAGCAAAGACUGUGGGAUUGCUUUGUGCUCUUCCUGGCUGAACUUUUGGGCACUGCUCUAUACGUUUACAUUGGCUGUAUCAGUUCCGUGGGCGUGUUCAACAUCACAACUAUAGCGACGUGCUUGGCCUGGGGAUUCGCAGUAUUACUUCCAGUCCAGUGGUUCGGGUGCAUUUCUGGUGGCUUUGUCAAUCCAGCUGUGACCCUCGCUGCGGCCAUUUAUCAAAAGCUCUCCAUUGUCAAUGCACUUCUAUAUUUCGUGGCCCAGUUGCUGGGUGCUUUUCUCGGGUAUGGAUUCAUUAUUGGAUCGUUACCUAAGAACUUAUGGAAUUACGAUUUCUGUGUGCCGAAAGUGCAAGUUGGAUUAGAGAUAUGGCAAGCCCUUCUUAUCGAGUAUUUCGUCACUUUGGGUCUAGUGUGGAUUGCCUGCGCCUGUUGGGACCCACGCAAUAAAGAAAACACCGAUUCAAUUAGUAUUCGCUUUGGACUAGGCUAUGCGGGGCUCUGUCUAGCUAGUAUUAACUUCACUGGAGCUAGUCUCAAUCCAGCCAGAGCCUUUGCAACGGCUGUUAUCCAUAUGUACUUCAAAAAUCAUUGGGUGUAUUGGGUGUCUCCCAUCCUGGCAUCGGUCACUGGAUCCCUGCUCUAUAAGUACGUGUUUAGUCGUGAUGCGGAGAAAUAGGCCUUAAUAUUUCGCUAAUAUCGAAUGUCGAAAAUUGUAUACUUACAUAGAGCUCAUACUUUUCAAGUGUUACCAGGUUCUAUAUGCAGUCUGUAAAUGAACUAUUGUAUUCCUCAGUUCCUUUGUAAAAGGAUAAAUAAAUAAGGGUUAAUAUUUACAGAA
Molecule: messenger RNA, 1016 nt
Organism: Drosophila willistoni
Lineage: Eukaryota; Metazoa; Arthropoda; Insecta; Diptera; Drosophilidae
Product: aquaporin-4
Exons: 3
Coding region: 138-854 (238 amino acids)
Biological process (GO): transmembrane transport
Cellular component (GO): plasma membrane
Molecular function (GO): water channel activity
Source: RefSeq, a predicted model, not a curated record